AUGGCAGGUCUGAAAGACGAUGAAUGCAGAACAAAAUUCUGCCAACAUGUGUCUAUUCAUGUUGGAGUACGGACCAGGGAGAAGCUUGGCGAUGCGGAUUCCUUCAUAAAGUGCUUCCAGGACGCUGCAAGGGAAACGCUCCCGGUUCUAUUGCCGCAAAGGAAGUUUGCCGCUGCAUCUGCGGAAACAAAAUCCACGUACAAUCCUGUAUGUGUCGCGCGCAGCGCUGGUGACUUCAACCAGGAAAAGCGUCUUAGAAGGAAGCUGAGUCUUCAACUGCAGCAAGACUGCAAUAACGAGUGGACGUCAAGAGCGAUGGAGUUUGAGAAGGCGUGGGAGGACAGAAACCCGCGGAAAGCCUAUGCUCUACUAAAACAGUAUAGCGGCAAAAUGAAAAGAUGUUCUCCUGUCCUCAACACUGCCAAUGAAGUAGCUGUGGGUGAAACAACCCUUCCAAUUCGGAGGGAACGCUCCAAUACCUUGCUGAACCGGCUACCGUUAGCUUCUGAACUCGAACAUGUUCAUAGACCGACAUAUGUGGUUAACGAGAAGCCAUUGACCGAGUCGGAGGUCCUGGUCUGUAUUCAAAAAAUGAAGAAUGGAAAGUCUGGUGGAGACGACGGGAUUAGCGCAGAAAUGCUAAAAUAUCUUCCUCCGUCUGGGAUUCGUGAGAUGACAAAGAUCAUCCGUUCAAUAUGGAUAGACGAAAGGAUACCUGAUUCGUGGAGACACGCUAUCAUAAUUCCCCUCCACAAGAAGUUAUCCGUCACGGAUCCCAGGAAUUAUCGAGGAAUCUCUUUGCUGCGUGUUAUGUACAAGGUAUUGGAGCGCAUUAUCCUGGACCGGCUCAUUAAACAUCGCGAAGAAACAACGCGCUACGAGCAAGCUGGCUUUCGUAGUGGCCGAUCUACGAUGGACCAGGUGUUCAUCGUCAGGAGAGUGAUCGAAAUCUCGCAGCAGUAUUCGAAGUCAAUGCAACUAGCGUUUCUGGACUUUGAAGCCGCGUUCGACUCUCCUCACCAAGGCCAUCUUCUCAACGCGCUCCGCGCCGAUGGAGUACCAGGAAAUUUCGUUCGCUUGCUUGAUGACAUGAAUCAACGAACAACUGCUGCAGUUCCAACACCAGCCGGAUGUACAACACCGUUUGAAGUUUGA
Necator americanus (New World hookworm) is the source of this 1155-nucleotide messenger RNA. RefSeq lists its product as uncharacterized. The coding region runs from base 1 to 1155 and encodes 384 amino acids. Lineage: Eukaryota; Metazoa; Nematoda; Chromadorea; Rhabditida; Ancylostomatidae. The transcript has a single exon. The record is from RefSeq and is a predicted model, not a curated record.